AUGAAACUCUAUCUGUUCCACAGGUCUGUCAAUGCAAUGACACCCUAUCUGUUACACAGGCCUGUUACAACAAUGACAACCUAUCUGAUUCAUAGGUGUGUUACAGCAAUGACACCCUAUCUGUUACAUAUGUCUGUUGAAGCAAUGACACCCUAUCUGUUACAAAGGUAUGUUACACCAAUUACACCCUAUCUGUUACAAAGGCAUGUUACAGAAAUGACACCCUAUCUGUUACAAAG
Coregonus sp. 'balchen' is the source of this 239-nucleotide messenger RNA. The record is from the annotation of a GenBank genome assembly. Lineage: Eukaryota; Metazoa; Chordata; Actinopteri; Salmoniformes; Salmonidae.